Amblyraja radiata (thorny skate) is the source of this 1292-nucleotide messenger RNA. It is a transcript of the gene cinp, whose product is annotated as cyclin dependent kinase 2 interacting protein. Lineage: Eukaryota; Metazoa; Chordata; Chondrichthyes; Rajiformes; Rajidae. The record is from RefSeq and is a predicted model, not a curated record. Bases 20 to 766 code for a protein of 248 amino acids. The transcript is spliced from 5 exons.
UCUGUAGAUCAUGUAACCAAUGCAACGGCGGCGGUUCCGCGCACCAACCUAUUGGGGAUGUAACAGCUCGAUUACUGCGAGUUACAAUGUGAUCGCAGCUCUCACGCCUGCCUUGAAAAUGGAAGAUUCGUACCCUAGUUCACGUUUAAUGACUCCAAGAAAAACAGACUGGAAUAAUAGUUCCAGAAAAGUAAAGGACAAUGCUGCAGAUUGGCAUAACCUCAUACUGAAAUGGGAAACUUGUAACGACGCAGGAUUCACAAUUGCAAAUAAAAUUGUUAAUAUCAAACUCCACAGCAAGAGUGGUGAAAUGGAACAGGAACAAUCAGAUGGUGAAGAUGAUUUUACUGCUAAGCCUGGAAAAGCUACAGUGGUGUAUAACAAAGAGCUUGAUCAACAUUGCACCGAAUUGCUCAAUUUACAUGACAAAAUGGUCAAACUGGUAUUGAAGAUGGAAAAGCUUUGUACAACCAUGAAAGGAGUAAAUGAUCUUGAUACUUUCCACUAUGGUGAAACAGGAAGACAAAUGCCCCUCUUUCACACGUGGCCCACAAGAUGCUUCUAUGAAAUCUCAGUUGAGUUACUGGAGAUGUACAGAAAGGAACUGCAGCUAAAGAGUUUAAUUGUUCAAGAGAUCGCCCACACUAGAAGCUGUGAUCUUAUGAUGGUGCAGCUGUCAUCCUGGCUCUACCAGCCUUAUAUAGAAGAAAAGGCCAGACUUCUUGUUGAAAGCAUGCUACUGGAAACUGGACACAGGGUUCUGUAACAAACACAAUUGAAGAAAUAUUUACAAAGAAAUUGGUACAGAGACAAAUGACAACUUUUUGUGUGGAAUUUUUCCCUCCAAUGAAACACGACCAUUCAUUCAUUAAAAUCAGCUUUAGCACUAGUAAAUGCCUAUCCAUCCAGGAUUGUAUGGCUCAGCUUUGAAACUGGGACGAUGUCUGGCCGAAGGACAACUGUCUACCACAAAACUUCUUGGAAGAUUCACUCAUUCUCAAAUAUCAUUCCGUGGCAGGUAGAAUUCAGUAACACAAUGAUUAUGACAAAAGACAAAGAAAAAUAUAUUUAUUUAUUUCCUUUAAGAAAUUGUUGAAAUACUUAUGCUGAAAAAAAUAAUUUUGUUCAAAUUACUAAACAAUGGUCCUGAAAGAUUGUUAAUGAUUUGUCUUGCACACUCAAGCGAUGGAAAAACAAAUACCAAAACUGCAAAAUAAAAAUGACUUUAAAAAAAAAAAAACCUUCCAUAUAUUGCUGAUAUUUAACGGAGCUUGAUGGUAGGUUAUCGGCUU